UUCAAAUUUUAUUUUAAUCGAAUUUUGAUUUCAGAGGGCCAUGUAUGAUGCCUAUUUUUGCUGAUAAAAUAUAAAUUCACAGUUGAAUGUUCUUUCAACGUUCUCAUGGAUUGAUGUCUAGAUCAAAUUCACAUUGAAUCCUCUUGAACAUUGAAUUCUCUUGAACUUAUCAUUCUUCAGAAGUUCAAUUACCUUGGUUUGACUUGGAGGAAGCCGUGGGAAAAUUGAUUUGGAGAUGCGGGGUUUCGAUUUUUCUGUUGUUCUGGACGAUUAUGGUUCUGUUUCCAAGAAAAUCAUUUGCAAUUGACAGCAUAAAAGCAGGGGAAUCCAUCAAUGGCAGUAACCAAAUAUUAGUUUCAGCUCAACAGAAGUUUGUGCUGGGAAUUUUCAAUCCUAAAGACUCCAUAUUUCACUACUUGGGAAUAUGGUACAUGAACAUCCCACAAACGGUUGUGUGGGUAACAAACAGAGACAACCUACUUUUAAAUUCCUCUGUCAUACUAGCAUUCAAGGGAGGAAACCUGGUUCUUCAGAAUGAAAGAGAGGGAAUUAUAUGGUCUUCCAUUUCUUCAGAAUUUGUUAAGGUACCAGUUGCUCAACUACUAGAUAAUGGUAAUUUGGUUAUAAGAGAAUCCGGGUCUGAAAAUUAUGUGUGGCAGAGUUUUGAUUACCCUUCUGAUACUCUGUUACCGGGCAUGAAACUCGGUUGGGACUCAAAAACCGGUAUGAAGUGGAAGUUAACGUCAUGGAAGAGCUUGAACGAUCCGUCAUCUGGGGAUUUCACUUUUGGUAUGGACCCUGAUGGGCUUCCCCAGUUUGAAACUCGCAGAGGAAACAUCACAACAUACAGGGAUGGCCCAUGGUUUGGCAGUAGGUUUAGUCGCAGUUCUUUUUUUAGUGAAGUGGAAAUUACUUCACCACAGUUCGAUUAUAAUGCGGAAGGAGCAUUCUUUUCAUACGAGUCUGUGAACAAUCUCACUGUAAUAUAUGCACUGAACGCACAAGGCUACUUUCAAGAAUUGUAUUGGAAAGAUGAUGCAAAUGAUUGGUUCUCUUUGAAUGAAUUACCAGGAGAUGGCUGUGAUGACUACGGACACUGUGGAAAUUUUGGUAUUUGUACAUUUUCCUUCAUACCCCUCUGUGAUUGCGUUCAUGGGCAUCGACCAAAAUCUCCAGAUGAUUGGGGAAAGCAUAACUGGUCAGGUGGCUGCGUUAUAAGAGACAAUCGAACCUGCAAAAAUGGAGAGGGGUUUAAAAGAAUCAGCAAUGUGAAAUUGCCAGAUUCUUCAUGGGAUUUGGUGAAUGUUAAUCCGAGCAUUCAUGACUGCGAAGCGGCAUGCUUGAGUAAUUGCUCUUGCUUGGCCUAUGGAAUAAUGGAGCUUCCCACUGGUGGCAAUGGCUGCAUCACAUGGUUUAAGAAGUUGGUGGAUAUUAGGAUCUUUCCUGAUUAUGGACAGGAUAUCUAUGUGAGAUUAGCUGCUUCAGAAUUAGUUGUAAUUGCAGAUCCUUCAGAAUCAGGUAUCUGUUUCUUUUGGCCUUUGUCAGUGCUGAGGGCUGAGGGAUUGGAUGACACUGAGAGCUGCAAAAAGAGAUAUGUGCAUCCAAACAAGCGUAUAUUUUUCAUAUAUAUGAUUGAUCCUGAUAUAAUUGUUUGUUUCUUGUCUCCAAAUUUGGUUGAACCAGGUAAUGAGGUUGAGGCUCAAGAGGGUGACGUUGAGUCGCCACUCUAUGAUUUUACGAAGAUUGAGACUGCCACAAAUUAUUUUUCUUUUUCAAAUAAGAUUGGCGAAGGUGGCUUUGGUCCUGUGUACAAAGGAAUGCUUCCAUGUGGACAAGAAAUUGCAGUAAAAAGACUGGCAGAGGGUUCAAGCCAAGGGCAAACCGAGCUAAGAAACGAGGUUCUAUUGAUCUCCAAACUGCAACAUCGAAAUCUCGUCAAGCUACUUGGUUUCUGCAUUCAUCAACAAGAAACAUUGUUGGUCUAUGAAUAUAUGCCAAACAAAAGUCUUGACUAUUUUCUAUUUGAUGACAAGAAGCGAUCUUUACUUGGUUGGAAAAAGAGGCUGGAUAUUAUAAUUGGAAUAGCUCGAGGUCUUCUCUAUCUCCACCGAGACUCGAGGCUUAUAAUUAUACAUAGAGAUCUCAAAGUGAGUAACAUCUUACUUGAUAAUGAAAUGAAUCCAAAAAUUACGGACUUCGGUAUGGCGCGUAUGUUUGGUGAAGACCAGGCUAUGACACAAACGGAAAGAGUUGUUGGGACCUAUGGUUAUAUGUCUCCUAAAUAUGUAGUCGAUGGAUAUUUUUCAAUGAAAUCAGAUAUCUUUAGUUUUGGCGUUAUUCUUUUAGAAAUAGUUAGUGGUAAGAAGAAUAGAGGCUUCUUCCAUCCCGACCAUCAGCUAAAUCUUCUUGGACAUGCAUGGAAACUUUGGGAUGAAGACAACGCUUUGGAAUUAAUGGAUGAAACAUUGAAGGAUCAAUUCCAAAACUCUGAAGCCCAACGAUGCAUUCAAGUAGGACUUUUGUGCGUUCAAGAGAAUCCUAAUGAAAGGCCAGCUAUGUGGUCAGUACUUACAAUGUUAGAGAGUGAAAAUAUGGUAUUAUCUCAACCUAAACAGCCUGGAUUUUACACAGAAAGAAUGAUUUUUAAGACCCAUAAAUUACCAGUGGAAACCUCUUGUAGUUCCAAUCAAGUGACCAUUACACAGCUGGAUGGUCGAUAAGUAGAGUUUCUCUUUCACUGCAUUGCUUGACUGCCACACUGACGCCUUCGUUGUUUCUUUGAUAUCAGAUUUCAAAAAAUGUAUUUUUUCCAUUUAUAUUUAACAUGAAAUGAGGCAAGCCAGAAAAUUUUUGGAACUAAAGAGAGUUAUCUUCAAGUUUCCCCUCUAAGAUUAUUUAUAUAAAGAAGGCUUGGUUUUUACUGUAUUUGAUA
Messenger RNA from Cucumis sativus (cucumber), 2932 nucleotides. Its product is annotated as G-type lectin S-receptor-like serine/threonine-protein kinase At4g27290. Bases 273 to 2720 code for a protein of 815 amino acids. The record is from RefSeq and is a predicted model, not a curated record. NCBI's taxonomy places the organism in Eukaryota, Viridiplantae, Streptophyta, Magnoliopsida, Cucurbitales, Cucurbitaceae. Gene Ontology annotation, molecular function: protein serine/threonine kinase activity; ATP binding. Gene Ontology annotation, biological process: protein phosphorylation; recognition of pollen. The transcript is spliced from 7 exons.